Cyprinodon variegatus (sheepshead minnow) is the source of this 10416-nucleotide messenger RNA. RefSeq names its product vacuolar protein sorting 13 homolog A (S. cerevisiae) (gene vps13a). Lineage: Eukaryota; Metazoa; Chordata; Actinopteri; Cyprinodontiformes; Cyprinodontidae. The record is from RefSeq and is a predicted model, not a curated record. Gene Ontology annotation, cellular component: extrinsic component of membrane. The coding region runs from base 73 to 9903 and encodes 3276 amino acids. Gene Ontology annotation, biological process: autophagy; protein retention in Golgi apparatus; protein targeting to vacuole. The transcript has 76 exons.
CUGACGUUGAGGCAGCUACAUGAAGUCCACUGGAUGUAAACAUGGUGAUACACAGAUGAAAACAGCGCCAAAAUGGUCCUUGAAAGUGUGGUCGUUGACGUCCUAAACCGUUUUUUAGGGGACUAUGUUGUGAACCUUGACAGCUCGCAGCUGAAGCUUGGCAUAUGGGGAGGUGAUGCUGUCUUGAAAAGUCUUGAAAUAAAGGAAAAUGCCUUGAGUCAACUGGACCUCCCCUUUAAAGUGAAAGCUGGCCACAUAGGGCGUCUGGAACUAAAGAUUCCAUGGACGGACAUCUACAACAAGUCGGUGGAGGCCACAUUAGAUGGGGUCUAUCUCCUCAUCGUUCCCACAGCGAGUAUAAAGUACGAUGCAGAAAAGGAGGAGAAGCAGCUGCAGGAAGCUCGCCAGAGGGAACUUCAGCGGAUAGAAGAGACAAAGCUCAAGGCUGCAGAGCAAGAGAAUCCAACGUUAGAGAAGCAGGACACCUUCAUGGAAAAGCUCGUCACUCAAGUCAUCAAAAACGUACAGGUCAAGAUCUCUAACAUCCAUGUUCGAUAUGAGGAUGAUAUCACUAAUCCAAACUGUCCUUUGUCAUUUGGAGUGUCGCUUAAAAACCUCAGCCUUCAGACAGCUGACAAUAACUGGAAACCCAGUCUGCUGGAUGAACACUCCAAGCUGUUCUUUAAGUUGGUCGAGCUGAGCAACUUGUUUGCCUACUGGAAUGUCGACUCUGUUCUCUUCUCCAAGUACAGCGCAGAUGAAGCCCUGCGAUGUCUUCAGAGCAGCAUUGAAAUCCAACCUUCUGUUGCUGUCAGCCACGACUUCAUUUUUCGUCCUAUAUCAGCGAAUGCUAAACUGCGAAUGAAUCCCAGGUCCGAUGUGGAUUUCUCCUCUCCGAAAGUCGACCUGAUGGUCAACCUCAGUGAGGUGGCCAUUGAACUCAACAAAGAUCAGUACAUUAGCAUUUUGGAGUUGCUGGGCUCAGUGGAUAUGAUGUCACGAAAUCUCCCAUACAGAAAGUACAGACCUGAGGUCCACGUUCACGGAAAUGCUCACAUAUGGUGGAAGUAUGUGAUCACAGGUAUCCUGGAGGUCGAUGUGAAGCCACGUCUCCACAUGUGGUCAUGGAAACACAUCCGCCGCCACCGAAGAACGGUCAAGUGUUAUAAAGAGCUCUACAAGACAAAGAUCACCAGCAAAAAGCCAGCAGAAGAGCUGCUUAAGGAAUUAGAGUGUAAAGAAAAGUGUUUAGAUAUUUUUAACAUCACAUUGACCAGAAAACAAGCUGAAGUGGAGGCGAGCAAGGCAGGGCUACGUAUUUAUCGUCCAGGGAUGAAGAUGGAAGAAGAGGAGUCUCAGGGCUGGUUCGGCUGGAUGUGGAGCUGGGGAGGAGAAGCUGAGAAGCAGACAAAAGAUGCCAAGCCUGGGACAUUUGAUGAGUUGUUAACCGUGGAAGAGAAGGCUAAACUUUAUACUGCCAUCGGAUACAGUGAAACUGCAGCUAAUCCCAACUUGCCAAAGACUUUUGAGGACAUUAAGGUCAAUUUCCACAUGGAAAAACUGUCUGUGUCCAUCAAAGACAAUAAGGAUAAAAAUGAGCUCAUGAAGCUGACUGUGGGGGAGCUCAAGUCAACACUCGCACAGAGACCGGGAGCACAAGCCAUUAAAAUCACAGCUAAGCUUACUUUGUUUGAGGUGACUGGACUGGCCACUAAUAGGCCGGCACCAACCCUCCUCUCAUCGAGAAAGGCGGCUACAAAAGACGGAAACCCGCUGCUAUUCAUCCUGUUUGAGACCAACCCGCUGGAUGAGAGCGCUAACCAGCGGCUUUACGUUGAGUCUGAACCGCUGGAAAUCAUCUAUGAUGCAAUAACGGUGAACAACAUGGCAGAGUUCUUCAGACCUUCUGAUGACCUGCAGCUGGAUGAGCUUACCAACGCCACCCUGAUGAAGCUGGAGCAGUUUAGAGAUCGCACGGCCACUGGCUUAUUGUACGUGAUUGAAACACAGAAAGUCCUGGACCUGAAGCUGAACUUGAUGGCCUCCUACGUCAUUAUUCCACAAAGUGGCUAUUAUGAUGGAAAGCAGAACAUUAUGCUUUUGGAUCUUGGUCAUUUAAAGAUGUCCAGCCAGAGUAAGAAGGAUUUGCCCCAGCUGUCAGUGAAUUCCAGCAACAUUGCAGACAUCAUGUCCAGAGCAUACGACAGCUUUGAUAUCCAGCUCAGCAGCCUACAGUUCCUUUACAGCAAACCAGGUGGUGACUGGAAAACUGCUCGCAAACAGAGGCAGUCUCCGCUUCAUAUCCUGGAGCCCGUGGACCUGAAAGUGGUUUUCAGCAGAGCCAUGGUUGUGAAAGACUCACGGAUGCCAAAGUAUAAAAUGCACGGUGACCUCCCACGACUGUCUCUUCGAAUUUCUGAUAACAAACUUCGAAGUGUUCUGGAACUGGUGGACAGUAUUCCUCUGCCUGAAAGCAAACCUGCAGCACGAGGCACCACUUCAUCUUCCAGUACAAGGUCAAAGCAGUCGUUUACACCUCGGCUUACUGGAAGAAAACACCUGAGUUUGAUUGACCAGCGUUCCUCUCUCAUUUUUGAGUCCUGUGAGACCAUCAGCAUCACCUCACUGGGGUCACAGGAAGAUUUGUUUUACGAUGCUCCCAGCUCUCCGAUAGGAGACAAGCCUUUCUUCCCUGACAAUCCCUUGCCACUACGAUAUGCAGAUAGAACCAAAAGAAACAAUCAGAUGGAAGAUCCUCAGAAGAACAUGACUGACUUCUCCCUGAGAUUUGAGAUCACUGAGUUGUCUGUUCAGCUGUGCCGUCUAUUGGGAGCUCAGGAGGUCGUAGUUCUUCACCUUCAUAUCGAGGGUCUGGGCACCGAGCUGAUGCUGCGCACCUUUGACAUGUCGUCAAGCACCUUCCUGCGAGAGAUUUGCCUGAAGUGUCCUGAAUAUAUGGAUUCUGAAGACAAGCAGGUCCAGCUGAUCACCACUUUAGACAACAGCAAAGAUGACCUCUUGACCUUGGAUUAUGUCAAGGCUGAUAAGAAUGGCCCAGAGUUUAAAACUCAGCAUAACAACACAGAGCAACUAAUCAAGGUGGUGUUUUCUUCCUUGGACGUUCAUCUGCAUACAGAAGCUCUCCUCAACACCAUGAACUUCCUCACCAACCUCCUUCCUCAGUCCACUAAGAAGGAAGCAGGGCCAGAAGAGCUUCCCACUAUCCCAGAGGAGGAAGAGGCCGAGGGAGAGAAAGAAGGAGAGAAGAGGGAAGAAACAGCUGUGAUAAGGAAAAAAUCCUCUAAAAGCUCAAAGUUUGCAGAUGUGGUGAAUCUUCAUGUGAGAGCUGACCUGCAAUGCUUGAAAGUCUUUAUUCGAGGACAGAAAGCUAGGAUCUCAGAGAUUAGCAUCGAAGGUCUGGUCACUGAGGUCACGAUGAGAAAGAAGGACAUGGCGGUCCGUGCCAACUUAAGAAGUAUUGUGAUCCUUGACUGCAAUAAAGACGCCUUAUACAAGAAGGCGGUAUCGAUUGCAGAUAAGCAGGUUUUUUCCUUCAGAAUGAUGAACUACACAGGGGCAACAGAAGGAGACGCCUACCUUGACAUGACUAAAGUCGACACAUCUGUGUCACUGGAAGUCGGGUGCAUUCAGGUCAUUUUCCUCAACAAGUUUGUCUCCUCCAUUCUGGUGUUUAUUAAUAACUUCCAAGAGGCUAAAGAGGCCCUCGCUGAGGUGACGGUUCAGGCUGCAGAAAAGGCAGCAUCUGGAGUGAAGGAGCUAGCUGAGAGAAGCACUCGAAUCGCUCUUGAUGUCCACUUCAAUGCACCUGUGAUUUUCCUCCCACAAUCCUCCUCCUCUACAAAUGUCAUCGUCGCUGAUCUGGGCCUCCUGUCCAUCAAAAACCAUUUCAUCAAGCAGCCAUUUAGAAAUAAUGCUCCAAUCCCACCGGUUGUGGAUAAAAUGACAGUGAAACUGACUGACCUCAAGAUGUACAGAACCACUUACAAAAAUAUGGAUUUUGAAGGAGAGACUCAGUUGCUGAAGCCAGUCAGCCUGAACCUGGAAAUCCAACGCAAUCUUUCAGCAAACUGGUACCACAGCAUCCCUGACAUAGAGAUCACUGCUCAUCUGAAGCCCCUCAGUCUGAUCCUCUGCCAGGAUGACAUGAUCAUCGUCUUGAGGACUCUGAAUGAGAACCUGUCAGAAAAGUCUGAAACCGCUCAGCCUCCAGCUCUUCUGCCCGCCACUGAUCGCUCCUCUGAUUCUGUAUCCAACAAAGGAUCCCAAGGCUCAGGAACCGUUGAACCUGCCAACACAGGAAACACGGUGGUGAUAGCUGCUGUUGUGGAGACCCAGAAACACAGUAAGCCGAGGACUACUACGCUUAAACUGGACUUCAAGUUCGACUCCAUGACGCUGGUUCUGUACAGCCCCAAUGAGAACGUGAUACAGCUCUUAGACCCACAUGACGAGCAGCUAAAGCUGGCAGAGUUUAGUCUGGGCACCAUCUCCACCUCUGUCCACAUGUUCUCUGACAGCUCCAUGGAGGCAUCUGUGCGACUCUCUACGUGCCUCCUAGAUGAUAAGAGGCCAAGAAUCAAGAUGGUCACCCCGAGGAUGAUGGAACUGCGGCCUGGCGCAGAGCAAAACAUGAUGGUGGAGGUGAACUAUCGUCAGGGGCUUGAUGGAACCAAUAUCGAUACUGUGGUGCAGGAUGUGUACCUGUGUGCCAGCAUGGAGUUUCUGCUAACAGUGGCAAAUAUUUUUCUUGAAGCCAACAAGCAGGGUUUUGCUCAUGGGGCACAACCCAAAAACAACACUGAAGCUGGAGAAAAGAAGAACAUUAACUCCUCUGUCACAUCUAAAGACUCAAGUACAGCUACAGCUCCGGUGUCAAAGAUGGAGAUGACUGUUGUUGUGCGUAACCCGGAAGUUGUUUUUGUUGCCGACCUGACGCGUGCAGACGCCCCGGCGCUGGUGAUGACCACACAGUGUGAGGUGUCGAUGAAGAGCGGAGCGGAGUCACUGAUGACCGCCAUCAUCAAAGACCUAAAGGUUAUGGCAUGCCCCUUCUUAAGAGAGAUGAGGAAGAACAAUAUGACCACCAUUCUGCAGCCAUGUCAGGUGUUCUAUGAAAGUUAUCAGCCCUCAGGGGCUCCUCAGGCUAUGAAAAUUGAAAUAAAAGCUAUUUCACUGAAGGUAUCUCCUGUCAUCAUCAACACAGUGAUUACUAUCCAGUCAGCUCUGACGCCCAAGGCUGAGACUCCUGAGGAGCUGGAGAGCCCAGUUCCCGUGGACCUCUGGCAGAAACGGGGCUGGAAGGAGCUCAAACUUUGGUUCUUAGAAGAGGAGAAGGAUAUAGACACAAAGUCUCUGACCCCACUGAUUCCACAGGGAGAGUCGUUAAAGUUGUCCAUAGACUCAAUCUUUGUGACUCUGGAGGCUGGAGUGGGACACCUUACCAUGCCCAUGCUUCUCGCCAAAUCCUCCUUUGAAGGAGAUGUUAAAAACUGGUCCACACUCAUUAACCUCCACAGCAAACUCACCCUUGAGGUUCACUAUUACAAUGAGAUGAUGGGAGUGUGGGAGCCUCUCUUGGAGCCUUUGGAGGAUGACACAGGAGAAAGUUUCACUCCUUGGACUCUAAAACUGAAGAUGAAGAAGAAGGCAAUAAAGAGCAGCCCUUCUUCAGACGAAGUGGAUUAUAGUAGUCCAGACUAUAAGACAGAGUUUUACAUCAGCAGUAAAGACCAGCUCAACAUCACCGUUUCCAAGUGUGGACUCACCAUGCUGAGUAACCUUGGCACAGCAUUCGCAGAAGCUGCCAAACAAACUGCAGAGUGUUUUCAAAAGGAUGAAGCUCCGUUUGUCGUGAAAAAUCGACUUGGUCUUCCCGUCUCUGUCUGGCAUAGUGAGACGUUUUCACCCGUCAGCAAGGAGAGCAUUGAGCACAUUGUGGAGCUGCAGGAUGGCGAAAGCCUCCACAUGGACUACUCAGUCACAGCACACUCUGAUCAGUUUUCUGCUAUGACCUCGCUCAAUGAAAAAGAUUACUACAUAAAGCCUACUCCAGUGGGCCACACCUCAACCAAUGUGAUCCCCCUGAUCAAAGUGGGCAGGGGUAUGUACAAUGUCAUGCACAAUGACUCGGGCGUCACUCGCUUCCUUGUCUGUCAGAUCUCUUCUGUGGAGGGCAGAAAAUGCAUCAAGAUCCGCUCUCCUUUUCAGAUCAUCAAUCAUUUCACGGUCCCAUUCAAUGUUUUCGAGGGAUCUACAUGCCUUGGUGAAGCGUCUCCGUCUGAGGAGUUCUGUGUGCCUCUGGAUUCAUACAGGUCUGAACUCAGCCUACAGCCAAUAAUGGAAAACGCCACUGCUGAUGAAGGAAAUCAGUUUGAUUUAUCAGGGGGUUUCAGUUACGAGGAUAUCUGCAACCUUGAACCAAACUCUCACCUUAAGCAGACCUGCCGUUGUCGCAGUGAUGAGUCUACCCUGAUGACGAUCAACAUUGUGCCAGUGAAAGACACAGUGUCAUGCAAGGAGACUGGAGAUAUUGGAGAGAACUUUGAUGUGCCCUUUGUGCUUCACCUCUGGCCUUCAGUCCUGCUACGAAAUCUCCUGCCUUAUCCCAUUGCCUACAAAUUAAAGGGAAAUGGGGUUUGUGGCCCUGAAGUUACCCUGAAUCCUGGCCACUCUACUCAGCUUCACACUGCGCUCAUCAACCAGUCAAGUCUUGAUCUCCGCCUUCUGGAUUAUUUGGCUCAGGACUGGUCUUCAGAAUACAGAAUCCAGAGUGAGCAGGAGGAAAUCACCUUCAUUGUAUUCCAGUCUCUUCGGGUUGAUGAGGAAGAUGUAGGAGAUGGCUCAGAGAGAAAAAGGGCUGAGUUGGAUAUUGCAGUGCAUAUUAAGUAUGAUCCAGGUCAGACUGUCGUUGCCAUCCACUCUCCAUACUGGAUGGUGAAUAAAACAGGGAGGCUGCUACAGUACAAGGCUGACGAUAUCCACCGUAAACACCCCCUAGACUAUGAUAUGCCCCUCCUCUUUUCCUUUAAGCCUCGCAAUUUCCUGAGGAAAAAUAAGGUCCGCCUCAUGAUCUCUGACAGUGAGCUGUCAGAUGAUUUCUCUCUAGACACAGUUGGUAGCCAUGGUGAUGUGAAAUGUAAAGGCAGAUACAAAGACUACCGGGUUGGUGUGAAGAUAGAUGCAAGCAGCUUCAGUCUCACUCGCAUGGUGACCUUUCUACCAUUUUAUAUUCUGGUCAACGGAACCAAGCACCCGAUUUUUAUAUGCGAGGAUGGCCAAGACAACUGGGCUCAAGUAGAUUCACAACAGUCAGCUGUGCCUUUCUGGCCUGAGAGUGACACCGGGCGCCUGAAGAUCAAAUUAGAAGGAUGUUUAGCUCCUCCUCAAACUAUUGAUUUCACGAAAGCAGAGAACUGCCUGCUGCUUCGUCUGGACAACUCUGUGGGCGGGAUCAUUGUUGAUGUGAACCUGACGGAGCACUCGACCACCAUCCGUUUCUCUGAUUACCAUGACGGGGCGGCCCCUUUCCUCCUCAUUAACCACACCAGAGAGCAAACCCUUCUGUUCGGACAGAGCACCGCGAAAGAGACUCUGUGGGUUGCUGAUUCGGUGCUCGACCUUUCCUUCUCAGAGCAGGAGGACAGCUCUCAGAUGGAGGUAGAGUGGGAAGAAUUGGAGGCUGGAAAGGCCAUAUACUACACCUGGACUGAGCCCACUGGGUCGAGAGAGCUUUGCUGGAGAUGGGGGCAGUACAAUGGGGUACUGAAGGUGGAGAAGAAUGAAAUUGAUGACCAGGAUAAUAAAAAUAGGGAACUUAAAGUGAUUUCCUUUUAUGAAGGUCUCCAGCAUGUUGUGCUGUUCACUGAGGAUCAGCGGAUCUACAAACUGCUUAUGGAAAAUGAAAGAUUGCGACAGCCUGAACAGGAGUAUAUCCUGUUGCUCCAGAAUAUGGGCAUCUCCUUGGUCAACAACACCAACAGCCAAGAGGUUUCCUAUAUUGGAAUCACUAGCUCUGACGUGGUAUGGGAGAUUAAUCACAAGAAGAAGGGACGGUGGAAACCCUUGAGCCAAGGACAGGUUGAGAUGUUGGAGAACUGCUUCAAAGACUACAUUGAAACCUCACCCGUAGACUACUGCAUCGCCAAUCUGGGAGACUUGCAGGUCAGAUUUACACCUAAUUGUACAGAUAUGCAAAUGCUGCAGCCACAAGACGCUCCUCUAAGGCGGACCUACCUACCGGGGGUGAAAGUAGUGUAUGGCAUCUCACCAGGACAGAGCUCCUACCAAGUCCAAAUCCAUCGCAUACAGAUCCAGAAUCAGCUGCAAGGUGCCAUCUUCCCUUUCGUCUUUUACCCUGUCAAACCCUCAAAGUCGAUAGCCAAGGACACAGAACCAAAACCUCUUAUUGACCUCAGCAUUGUUACCAGAUCAGCUGGACACUCAAACAUCUCUCGCAUCAAGUACUUUGCAGUUUUGAUCCAGGAGAUGACUCUAAAGCUUGAUCUGGGUUUUCUGUACGCCAUCUCUGAUUUCUUUACUUCUGAGAAGGCUGGUGCCAUGACUUCACAACAGGAGGUGGAGCUGUUUGCUGAUGACAUAGAGUACAUAAAGACAGAGCUGAACCAUGUCUCUUCUACUGACACAUCAUCCAUUUGCCUCUUUGAGAACUUCCACAUCUCCCCUAUCAAGUUGCGUUUGAGUUUCUCUCUGAGCACAGGAGGAGAAGAUGGCUUGAAGGAGAAGAGGGAAACUGAACUCAUCCCUGUUCAGUCCCUCAACCUCCUGCUGAAGAGUAUUGGAGCCACCCUCACUGAUGUGCAGGACGUUGAGCUGCAGCUGGCAUUUUUUCAGUUAUACUUCAAGUUUUAUACCACCCAGCAGCUACAGUGGGAGGUCAUCACACAUUACUCUAAGCAGGCUAUUAAACAGAUGUAUGUGCUGGUGCUGGGCCUGGAUGUGCUGGGGAAUCCCUUUGGACUGAUCAGAGGAUUGUCAGAAGGUGUCGAGGCUUUCUUCUAUGAGCCUUACCAGGGAGCUAUCCUGGGUCCUGAAGAGUUUGUUGAAGGAAUGGGUAUUGGUGUGAAGGCGCUGGUUGGAGGAGCUGUCGGGGGUAUAGCAGGUGCAGCCUCUAGGAUAACAGGUGCCAUGGCAAAGGGUGUAGCUGCAAUAACCAUGGAUGAGGAAUUCCAGCAGAAGAGGCGAGAAGCUAUGAACAGACAACCAACUGGCCUGAAAGACGGGCUGGCCAGGGGUGGAAAAGGAUUGGUUUCUGGGUUUGUCAGUGGAAUCACAGGGAUUGUCACCAAACCUAUCAAAGGGGCUCAGAGCGAGGGAGCAGCAGGCUUCUUUAAAGGAAUUGGUAAAGGUUUGGUGGGUGCGAUAGCUCGACCGACAGGAGGCAUUAUCGACAUGGCCAGCAGUACUUUCCAGGGCAUCAAAAGGGCAGCAGAGACCUCACAGGAUGUCUUCUCUCUGCGUCCUCCUCGCUUCAUCCAUGAGGAUGGUGUCAUCCGACCCUAUAAGGAGAGGGAAGGCAUCGGGAGUCAGAUGCUCCAGAAAAUUGAAAAUGGACGUUUUGCCAAAUACAAAUACUUUGCCCAUGCCAAGGUUAACGAGUCUGACUUCUUUAUGAUCACCAAGAGAGGAAUAUUUUUUGUGACUAAAGGCACCUUCGGCCAGCUGACCUGUGAGUGGCAGUAUCUCUUUGAAGAAUUCACAAUGGAUCCCAAGAUUGUUGCAGGCCGCCGCCUACGGAUUGAGGCCAAGGAAAGAGUGAAAUCAGUCUUCCACGCCAAAGAGUUCGGGAAAAUCAUCAACUUCAAAACGCCAGAGGUGGCUAAGUGGGUUCUUGACAAACUGCAAGAUGCUAGACCUAAAUACUAAUAAAGAAGACUAAGAUGUGCUAAAAACCACACAUGAUCUCUGUGUCAGUGCCUUUGCUCUUUAGUGCAUGUCUACUUUGUGUUUCUACAUGUAAAAGCAGUGCACAAAUGUUGGUUUUUUUUUUUUACUGUUUGCAUGAAUUAUUAUAACAUAAAAAGUGCUUUAAAAGUAUUUCUGAAUUUUAUUACCAAAUCUCAGAAUGAAUCCAGCCAAACUUUGUCAUUACUCUACUUGCACUCUUUCUUUUUUCACAAAUAUAGUUUAUUGGUCUUUUUGACUAUUGACAUAAAUCCCACAGUUUACCUGCACAUUUUGUAACAUUCACUGUAAAAAGCUAAUGAAACACAGAUGUUUUAAAACCUGCUUAUUUCAUUAUAUUUCCUCUUCACUAUAUUUAGUUUUAUAUGAAAUGUUAGUAACAUCACUGCAACAGCUUGAAUAUCUCAAAUAACACUGAGGCCAAAUUACCAAGUGCACAUUUAAUCUUUAAAGCUGUUAAAUAUCUACCAGAUU